Tauraco erythrolophus (red-crested turaco) is the source of this 5388-nucleotide messenger RNA. It is a transcript of the gene USP54, whose product is annotated as ubiquitin specific peptidase 54. The record is from RefSeq and is a predicted model, not a curated record. Gene Ontology annotation, molecular function: cysteine-type deubiquitinase activity. NCBI's taxonomy places the organism in Eukaryota, Metazoa, Chordata, Aves, Musophagiformes, Musophagidae. Gene Ontology annotation, biological process: protein deubiquitination.
AUUCUAUUGAAAGUAUAAUUUAAAGAAGAUUUGAUGUUGUUCCAGUUUUGAAUUUUGGUGAAAGAAAGGAAGGGUCUGAUCAAGUCCAAUACCCUACCAGCCUUAACCUGCAUGUUCUACAGCUGAAACUGGAAGAUGUCUUGGAAAAGAAAUUACUUUUCUGUGGGUCGGGGGAAUGUACAGGGCAUGUUUACUCCACGAAAUACAACCUCAAUAGCACCCAGUAAAGGUCUCAGCAAUGAACCGGGACAGAACAGUUGCUUCCUGAAUAGUGCGCUACAGGUUCUCUGGCACCUGGACAUUUUUCGCCGCAGUUUCCGGCAAAUCACGACACACAAAUGUAUGGGUGAUUCUUGCAUCUUCUGUGCUCUUAAGGGUAUCUUCAACCAGUUUCAAUGUAGCAGUGAGAAGGUACUACCUUCUGAUGCCCUGCGCACUGCGCUUGCAAAAACAUUUCAGGAUGAGCAACGCUUCCAGCUGGGCAUCAUGGAUGAUGCUGCUGAAUGUUUUGAAAACCUGUUAAUGCGAAUUCACUUCCACAUUGCAGAUGAGACAAAGGAAGAUAUUUGCACUGCACCACAUUGUGUUUCCCAUCAGAAGUUUGCAAUGACCUUGUUUGAACAGUGUGUUUGUACCAGCUGUGGUGCAACCUCUGACCCGUUACCUUUCAUCCAGAUGGUACAUUAUAUUUCCACAACCUCACUCUGCAAUCAAGCUAUUUGUAUGCUGGAGAGACGAGAGAAACCCACUCCGGAUAUGUUUGGAGAGCUACUACAGAAUGCCAGCACUAUGGGAGACCUACGAAACUGUCCAAGUAAUUGUGGGGAAAAGAUCCGUAUUCGUCGUGUGCUGAUGAACUCUCCACAGAUCAUCACCAUUGGCUUGGUUUGGGACUCAGACCACUCUGACCUGGCUGAGGAUGUGAUUCACAGCCUAGGCACUUGCCUUAAACUGGGAGAUCUCUUCUUCAGAGUAACUGAUGACAGAGCAAAACACUCAGAGCUUUAUUUGGUGGGAAUGAUCUGUUACUAUGGAAAACACUAUUCUACCUUCUUCUUCCAAACUAAAAUCCGCAAGUGGAUGUACUUUGAUGAUGCUCAUGUCAAAGAGAUUGGUCCAAAAUGGAAAGAUGUUGUGACAAAGUGCAUUAAGGGUCAUUAUCAGCCUUUGCUGCUGCUGUAUGCAGAUCCAAGAGGAACUCCAGUGUCAAUACAAGACUUGCCCCCUCAAGUGGAUUUACAGCAAUAUAGCAGGACUUGCUAUGAUAGUGAAGACUCGGGGAGAGAACCUUCCAUCUCGAGUGAUACCAGGACAGAUUCCUCUACAGACAGCUAUCCUUAUAAACAGGUGCACCAUGAGUCUGUGGUCAGUCACUUCUCCUCUGACUCGCAGGGGACAGUCAUCUACAAUGUGGAGAACGAUGCAGCUUCACAAAGCAGCAGAGACACAGGGCACCUGACUGACAGUGAGUGCAAUCAGAAGCAUGUUUCCAAAAAGAGCUCGCUGGCAGACCGCAAGAGGAGUUCUAGCCGGUCUCGGCGAAAAGGAGAUGAGGCUCAGUCAUCAGGAUACCAUAGUGAAGGAGAAACCUUGAAGGAGAAACAAGCCCCCAGAACUGCCCCCAAACCAUCCAACAGCACCAGCAGGCUGAGGGAAUUUAAAGAGACAGUGAGCAAUAUGAUCCACAGCAGACCACAACAGAUUUCUCAAACCAUCCAGAAUUCCCCUCGUGGAGAGAGUAGUGUGGAUCAGGCAGGAACACGACCCUCAAAAAGCCUGUCUGCACGCUCUCGAGACUGGGAAGUGGAGAGUACCAGUAGUGAAUCUAAAUCCAGUUCAUCUAGCAGGUACCGGCCAACCUGGAGACCCAAAAGAGAGUCUCUGAAUAUAGACAGCAUCUUCAGUAAAGACAAGAGGAAACAUUGUGGCUACACUCAGCUCAGCCCCUUCUCUGAAGAGACAGGUAAAGAGCUUAUUGAGAAUGAGGUGAAGGAACAUACUGCUCAAGAAACGAGAUCAAGCCAGUCAAAUGUCCGAUACAAGCGUGGUGUGCUGGGCCGGGGCACCCAGCAUCCUAUGGUGGAUCAACAUCCUCAUCUAAUACAGAGGAUGGAGUCUGGCUAUGAAAGCAGUGAACGCAACAGCAACAGCCCAGUUAGUCUGGACAUGCCGUUGUCUGAAAGCUCAAGCACCCACAGGGACGUUCAUACAAAGCGAGCCGGUGGAUUGGUUCCUGCCUGGCGUAACAUCCCAAAGUCUCACAGUAGCAGCAUCUUGGAAGUGGAGUCUACUUCAUCAAUUGGGAGCUGGGCAAACAGCCCACACACCACUGGAAAUGGUGGGGAGAUGUUUGUCCCUUUAAAGAGUGAACUGGAUGAAUUGCAAGAGGAAGUAGCAAGGAGAGCGCGUGAACAAGAACUACGCAGAAAAAGGGAAAAGGAAAUGGAGGCAGCAAUGGGCUUUAAUCCCCGUCCCAGCAGGUUCAUGGAUCUAGAUGAACUGCAGAACCAGGGGAGGAGUGAUGGCUUUGAGAAGUCGAUGCAGGAAGCAGACUCAAUCUUUGAAGAGUCACUGAAUCAGGAGCAGAAAGGGGAUUGUGCUGCAGCUUUGGCUCUCUGUAACGAAGCUAUAUCUAAACUAAGACUUGCCAUGCAUGAUGCCAGCGCUAGCACUCACAGCAGAGCCCUAGUCGAUAAGAAGCUGCAAAUCAGUAUCCGAAAAGCCCGGAGCCUCCAGGAUCGCAUGCAGCACCAACAGCCAUCGCAGCCGCUGCCGCCGCCAACCUGCCACCCACCACAGGGCGGCACCGUGGCCCAGUCUACAAGUGAACAGACUGGCCCGCUCCAAGUACUGCUGAGCCAGGAGGUACCACUGGAACCCAACAAAGAAGUGGAAUUUGGGUCCAGUUCUUUCUUCCACCCACCUGCUUCCUGCCAUGAGUUGCACUCAUCAUUAUAUCCAGAGUCUUCCUCCUUGCCCCCUUCUGAAAGCAAUCCAUCCAACAGGAUCUCUCCAAACUUCCAGUCUGCUUCUGCUGAUUUUCAUGACCAAGUUCCCUCUUUUCCCUGUAGGCAAGGGUUGGCAGAGAGGUCUGCAAGAACUGAGAAUGAUGCCCACCAUAGUGUGGAAUUUGCUGAUGCCACAGCCACAGGGCCAAAAGACUAUAGGGAAUGCUGCAGUAGCAGCAAGUUAGAAGAGGUUCAUAACAUAACGCCUGUUAUCACACCUCAGUACCAAUCCAAGGCUAACACAGUAAACUCUGGGUCUUUGCCUACACUGUUUCCCUGUCCACAUCCACCACAAGCAGCAUCUCCUGAGAAGGACAGCCAGCACAGUCCUUGUUCCAAACUUGCAAGCUCUCCAGUGCGGCCCAGCAUUGAUCAUGUAGGGGCCUAUCAUGCAAUGACCCCUGCAACUUCAUCCCCUACACAGCAGUGCUCCUUGGAUCUUUUGCAGAAAACAAAUAAGUACUCCAGAGCAACCAACCAUGAGCUUUUAUUACCCUCACAGGAUGAAUAUGGCACAGCAGAAGGUUGCAAAUCUGAGGCUUUUAGUACAAAGGGACAUGUUCGCUCCUUGGCAGAGCAGUUUCAGAAAAUGCAUGCAGUCUCCCAGAGAAAAGGUACUCAUGAAAAAGGCUGGAUUGCUGCAGUGUGUCAGGAUGAGAAGUCUCCAAAGUUAACACAAAAGUCUUUCAUCAACCCUACAUCCUCUGGUUACAGACAGCUAAUCCAUCAAAACCAAGAGAACAAAAACCAGUCUUCUGAAAAAUUACACUCAACUGUGGAUAUUAGGGAUGGGGUAAUUUCUCUGGAGGGUUUUAGUGCCCAACAUGUUGCUUCUAAGAGUAUUUGUUCUCACAGUGAAGAGCUGUGUAGAAGAGGUGGACAGAAUAUAGCAGACUCUGCACCCUACCUGGAAAGGCACUGUCAUGAUGGAGAAAUGAAACAGGUGGAUGAUGGAGCUACUAGUAGCAUGGUUGCCUCUAUGCCUGUGGACCGUUGGGUGGAUAAUGUUACUAGGUAUUACAGUUCUCAGAAGGCUAUUAAGAAUACUGAAUGGCUUCCUGUACCUGGGAGGAGUCCACCCCUUUCUGAUCAGAGAGCAGUUGGAGAUGACUUGAGCAGGAUCCCAGUACAUCUGCAUCCACAGUGGAAUCAAGACACAGAACAGGAGCUCUCAGAACUGGAAUCCCUCUAUCAGACUAGUCUGCAGGCAUCUCAGGCCACUAGGCCUUUCUUGGGAAGACAGGACAGUGCUAGGUAUCCAUUUGACCAAUCAGUCUCUGCAAACCUGAACGCGAGGAAGCUGCCUGCUGCAGCUGGCAUGGGUCUCUCGAAAACCCCAACAGCAGAGAUCGAGCGCAGUCUGUCUGGAUCCGCUGUCUCUUCUGUCUCCAAGGUCACAUAUACCAGAGAACAUAGCAGGGAACCAGAAGAGGAGGAAAUGUACAGUGCAGAGAAUUUCCGUCGCAUUGCUCGCAGUCUCAGUGGGACAGUCAUCUCAAACAGAGAAGAGACCUUGGUCUCUUCUCACAGUUUUGAAGCACCAAAUACGAGGAAAAUGCCAGUGGAUACCAGCCACCGUUCUUCCAGCUCCACUUCCCUUCCUUUCCCCCGUGAUCCUCCUGUGUUUUCCUUUGAUCCUCAGCACAACCCAAAACAGGUGCAGCACCUACCCCAUGAUGUACUGAUGCCCAGCAUGGUGGGCAAAGCACAUAAACCGUCAGGAGAUCAGAACAACAUCAUCCAGAAACUUUUGGUUGUGCCUGACAGGGGUGAAGCUUUCCAAGGUGAAGACUACCCAGGUGUGGCACUGAGCUAUGGGAGUCUCCCUUGUGCACCCAAAGGCACCCUCUCCCAGGGGCAAAAGCCUCUUGUUAAUCCGCAUUUAGGAGGUGGAGCAUCAAGUGUCUCUGGCCGUUGGCUGAACACGAGCUACCCUGCCAGGCAAACAGCCACGUUACCAGAUAAACGAACAAUGCUCUGGGGGAAACACGCUGGCCAGCCAGACAAGAGUUUACAGGAAGGCUUCCUCCAGCAGCCUUCACAACGUCAGAUGCAUGGAUCUUAUGCCAUGAGUUGCAGGCUACCAGCCAGCACAGACUACAGCACUUUAAGAAUAUCACAUGAGCCUUCUUGGGAUCCCGGUGCCUCUCAAGGUUGUCCUGUGCCCCCGUCUUGUGUUAAGGCCCCGGGUCCAAGGAGAGUUGAUAUGCCCCCAGAAGAAGACUGGCGACAGAACAGCUACACUCCUCAGCCUGGCAGAAGGCGAAUGCUGCCAAUGCAUGUGAUGGAUGGGACUUUUUCUUCUGCUUCGGAGGCACACAGAAAUAUGCUGGCUCGAGCAGCAGCGGCUGCUAGCACCAGGCAAAAUAAUGGCUGGUGA